Molecule: messenger RNA, 1865 nt
Organism: Heteronotia binoei (common prickly gecko)
Lineage: Eukaryota; Metazoa; Chordata; Lepidosauria; Squamata; Gekkonidae
Gene: LACTBL1
Product: lactamase beta like 1
Exons: 6
Coding region: 37-1743 (568 amino acids)
Source: RefSeq, a predicted model, not a curated record
GCCUCCAGCGGGCAUGGCCUCUUCCGGCUCUCCACGAUGGAGGUGAAGUUGGUCCAUGUGGCUCUGGUCUUCUUUUUCCUCCUCUCCGUGGCCAUGACCACCUGCUUCCUCUGGCAGUACAGCCUCCCCAAAGUGGAACCCACCCCAUCAGUAAUGGAAAUAAAGUCUGAUGCAGUCCAGAUGUGUCCCCGUUACCCAGACCCUGUGCCUCUGGAUCACCCCAUCCCAGUCUUGAAGGAUGCUCUUGAAAAGGUAGACACCCUCCUUCGCCACAAAAUUCACAGCCCGGGUCUCCCAGCUAUGUCAGCCAUCGUCAUCUACAAUGACACAGUGCUUUGGACUGGAAACUUUGGGAAAAGGAAUGGCUUGGACCCUUUCUCUGGCAUCCCCAAUGAAUACACCAUUUACAGAAUUGCCAGCGUCUCCAAGAUCUUCCCCACCAUGAUGCUGUACAAGUUGUGGGAGGAAGGCAAAGUGACGUCGCUGGACGACCCUCUCGAACGUUACGCCCAGAGCUUCACCAUCAAGAACCCCUUGGGGCGCCUGAAGGAACCCGAGCAGCGGUACUCGGCGGAUGGGCUGAUCUUCCUCGAGAAGGGCUCGCUGCCCCUCAAGCCGUCUCCGGUGACCCUGCGGAGGAUGGCCAGCCAGCUCUCAGGACUGCCGAGGCGGCUGCGCUCCACCAGCCUGCUGUGGAGAGGAACCACCCAAGAUGCUCUGGCGCUCCUGAAAGAUGAUGUCUUGGUAGCAGACCCGGGCACCAGGUGCCAUUACAGCAACUUGGCAUUUUCCUUAAUGGCGCACGUAUUAGCAGAACACGCUGCUGAGGGCGAGUACCAGCGCUGGGUCUCUGAGAACAUCCUUGACCGCCUGGGGAUGGAGGACACAGGCUUUGACAUCACACCUCCCGUCCGUUCCCAGAUGGCUGUCGGUUUCUACGGCAGCGGACAGCCAGCCCCGCUCUAUGACCUGGGUUGGUACAGGCCUUCUGGCCAGAUGUACUCCACGGCAGCUGACCUCGCCAAGCUAGCCAUGGUAUUCCUGGGCACCUAUCACCGGCGUCUUCUGGAGCCGGACACCGUAAAGACCAUGCUGACGCCCCUCCUCAAGUGCUCCAGCGAGUACUUUGCCAACAAGACAGGCACGCCCUGGGAGAUCAAUGAGCAGAUGGGCUACGAUGUCAUCAGGAAGGACGGCGACCUGGAUGGCUACUCAGCCACUUUUUCCCUGAUCCCCAAGCUCCGCUUGAGUUUUAUUGUGCUGAUGGCCGGGCCCCGUCCUCAGGGGAGAGACAUCAUUGCACAGUCCUACGACUACCUGAUCCCAGCCAUGGAGACUGCCUUCCGGGAAGCGGAGAAGAGCCUCAAUGCCCCUCCAAGUCCCACCCCUUACGUUGGCUACUACACCUACUCGAACCUGACUUUUUAUGAAAUCAAGGUCGGCGCUCAUGGGAUACUGGUCAUGCAGCAGUUUGGGCCCCAUAUCGAGGAGCUGAUCCCUGAGAAUUAUCGGACCAUCCGGUUGCAUCAUCUCGAGGACCGGGUCUUCCAGGUGGUCUUUGACAAGGAGUUCCCGUGCACCUUGCGCUUAGGAUCGGCAUCAGUUUCCCUGGAAACUCAAGAUGGCCAGCUGUUUAACUUCUACCCUUUCGAGCGUAAGGGUUUGUCCCCUGGCUUCGAUGCUCCGGGACUGAACACGUACAACGUGCUGCGUAUCCCACGCAAGCCGGUGUUCUACAGCUAAUUGCCAACCAAAGGGAAGUGGUGUUGGCCCUGCGAACGUCUGAACGGCAUGACUCCGGGGAAUCAGAAGGGAAGGGAAAGAUAGCGAAGAACGGGAGUUCAGCACACCGAUGGCUUAACUAU